Molecule: messenger RNA, 2550 nt
Organism: Brassica napus (rape)
Lineage: Eukaryota; Viridiplantae; Streptophyta; Magnoliopsida; Brassicales; Brassicaceae
Product: NAD(P)H-quinone oxidoreductase subunit K, chloroplastic
Exons: 1
Coding region: 1862-2539 (225 amino acids)
Biological process (GO): electron transport coupled proton transport; aerobic respiration
Molecular function (GO): NADH dehydrogenase (ubiquinone) activity; quinone binding; 4 iron, 4 sulfur cluster binding
Source: RefSeq, a predicted model, not a curated record
UGAAAGAGAUAUAAUGUUCGAUCAUAUAAUAUUAAUCUUGACAAGAAAUUAUCUACAUGAUAAGAUAAGAUAAAAUGUGGAUCAUAAACACAAGGGCUAUAGCUCAGUUAGGUAGAGCACCUCGUUUACACGUGCGCCAAAGUUUUUCAGAGGAGUCCAUCACGCAAUCAAACCAAUUGAUUGAUCUUAUUAAUAAAUCGAUGUCUUACUCCAUGACUUUUUUUUAGGAAAAAGAGGAGAACAAUAGCCUGACAUUAGGUCCUAUUAAAGUACCCCAUUUCGGUAGGGAAUUAAUAGAACCCAUCAUUGAUUUGAGAUAUUGAUAGGGUGAAUACCCAGUCUACUUAAUGCUAGGCAGAAUGAGUAUAAGGAACUCAAAAAUGAUCUUUUCGUCCUAUGAACCUUAAGGUGUAGCAAGUUUCAUAUUUGAUUUUUUAAUCAGGAUGUUAGAGACUAUAUUUAACUUAAGUUGAUCUAGACCAAAAGCAAACCUACGUCAAGAGAACCCUUCUUUGAAACACUUUGGUAGUUAUUCUGUAUUGUAUUAGAAUUAAAAAAUAAUCAAUCAGAGUACUUGGAACCAUUUCUUAUCUUUUUUUUUUAAGAAAAAAUAUGGUAGACUAACUGAUCUUUCUAUCAGUUAAUGAAAGAGCCCAAUGCAAAAAAAAUGCAUGUUGGGUCUUUGAAAGAGUUCGAAUCAUUUUGAUAAUAAUAAGUUCGAGCUCUUUUACCGAGCAGGUCUACGGUUCGAAUCCGUAUAGCCCUAACUAAUAAAUUUAUUCUAAUAAAUGACAUUCAAAUCCAAAUAAUUGGAUAAUUUUUGACUUUUUAUUGUAUUCUUUAUUUCUAACUGGUUACUUUCAAUUUGUUGGUUCAUAAAAAAAACUCCCAGACCCUAAACCAUAAGUCCUGGGGGUCGUUCAGAAUAAAACGGAAAACCAAAUUUGAUUUCAUUUGAUUUCAGUGGAUCCAAUCACUAUCUAUAGAUAUAUCUAGAUAGAUACUUAUAAUUUAGAAUAAACGUUUUUUAUUCAUUCAUUUUCAUAGUCGUAAGUGGAUUUUUUGAUACGUCAUAAUUUUAAAAACGAAGAUAUUUUUAUCAAUUUGUUUUAUUUUUAAAUAAAACAUAAAGCAAAUUUAAGAAACAGAAAUAAAAAAAAUUACUAGUUAUUAAUCAUAUUAAUAUUAUAUUAUUAAUAUGAGAAACUAUUAGUAAUAGAAACAUGGAAAUAUUAAGUAAUAAGUGUACUGAAAAUAAGAUUACAAUCAAUAAAUCUUAAAAGGAGACGUCUACCACAGCAACCAAACGAAAAUAAAUGAUUCGAUUAACCUGAAUUUUUGUUUUGACGCAAGAGUUAUAUAUACCUUGCCCAAUCCACUCCGAUUGGAAUUGACUAAGCGGGUAUUUUUUCCACAUUCAUAGGAGUUCGUCUAUGUUUCUGCUUUACGAAUAUGAUAUUUUCUGGGCAUUUUUAAUAAUAUCAAGUGCUAUUCCUGUUUUGGCAUUUCUAAUUUCCGGGGUUUUAUCUCCAAUUACGAAGGGGCCGGAGAAACUUUCUAGUUAUGAAUCAGGUAUAGAACCGAUCGGGGAUGCUUGGUUACAAUUUAGAAUCCGUUAUUAUAUGUUUGCUCUAGUUUUUGUUGUUUUUGAUGUUGAAACCGUUUUUCUGUAUCCGUGGGCAAUGAGUUUCGAUGUACUAGGGGUAUCCGCUUUUAUAGAAGCUUUCAUUUUCGUGCUUAUCCUAAUUCUUGGUUUAGUUUAUGCAUGGCGAAAAGGAGCGUUGGAAUGGUCUUAGUUCGUUUCCUGAAUACUUGUACAAUAACAAUAAAAAAAAAGUAAAAAAAAACCAUUGAAACAAUUAUGAAUUCCAUUAAGUUUCCCGUACUUGAUCGAACAACAAAAAACUCAGUUAUUUCAACUACGUUAAAUGAUCUUUCAAAUUGGUCAAGACUUUCCAGCCUAUGGCCGCUUCUUUAUGGUACCAGUUGUUGUUUUAUUGAAUUUGCCUCAUUAAUAGGCUCCCGAUUUGACUUUGAUCGUUAUGGGCUAGUACCAAGAUCAAGUCCUAGACAGGCGGACCUUAUUUUAACAGCAGGUACAGUAACAAUGAAAAUGGCUCCUUCUUUAGUGAGAUUAUAUGAACAAAUGCCUGAACCAAAGUAUGUUAUUGCUAUGGGAGCGUGUACAAUUACAGGGGGGAUGUUCAGUACCGAUUCUUAUAGUACUGUUCGAGGGGUUGAUAAGCUAAUUCCUGUAGAUGUCUAUUUGCCGGGUUGUCCACCUAAACCAGAGGCUGUUAUAGACGCUAUAACAAAGCUUCGUAAGAAAAUAGCUAGAGAAAUCUAUAAGGAUCGAAUUAGACCUCAACGGGGUAAUCGGUGUUUUACUACCAAUCACAAGUUUUUUGUUGUACGCAGUACACAGACUGGAAAUUAUGAUCAAGAAUUACUCUAUCCACCAUCAUCUACUUCAGAGAUCUCUACUGAAACAUUUUUUAAAUACAAAAGCCCAGUAUCUUCCCACGAAUUAGUGAAUUAGGGAGGAUUUGA